UUGCAACAAAUGAGAGUGAUUUUCUACGAAUAUAGUAUAAUCCCCUCGCCCCGGUAACAGAGAAAGAGUGGGCUGUCCAGUUGGUCCAUCGACUUUAAUAGGAAGGUAACUAGACAACUUGCUGGUCUGUUGAUACUUGGCUGCAUGUCAAUGGGAGAGCUCUGUCUCCAUAUGAGAAGGUAUCCCUACCAUUGGCAUACAAGACAGCACACUCUCCGAAACUCGAACCCCUCCCCUCUCCGCCGAUGAAAUUCCUCUAUGGUUGGCUUCCGGGGCGAAACUACGUCGUCCCCUCGACAACUCCCCCCGCCACAGCAAGGGAAAUCGAGAGGUCGGUUGCCAGUCGAUACGGGAUCUCCGCAACGGCACCCCUGCAAGCCAAGAAGCCCAAUGCCGAAAGAGGAUGGUGCUUGUCUUUCGCAGCGUACACCGAUGGACCGGACGAAUGAGCUUCGGGGGUGUCGAGAAAAGAGGAGAUGAUCGGUGGUGUCACCCGUCCUCGACCUCAUAAAGGCCUCGACGGACGGCGGUUCUCUGGGUUGAAAUGUCAAGCUUAGCUUUCCUCGUCGUUCAUCUGUCAAAACUCGUGAUUCUCUCAUCCAUCUGCUCCCCUCCCCCUCAUACAGUCUAAGCCGUCACAAUGAAGUUCACCAAGCAUAUCUCGCCCAUCAUCUUCGUCGCCGCCCCGAUCGCCGCCCAGACGGCGUCGGAGUCGGACCUCUACUCGCUGCUCCCCAUCGACCUGCCGCCCUCCGUCACCCUCCCCGUCGAGACGGACGGCAUCGGCACGGACGGCGGCUGCCCGACCGUCACGUCGGUGGCUGAGCGAUGCGCGACCUGCCCGACGCCGCAUUGUCUCUCGGUGGUGACCCUGACGCAGUCAUGCGGCUGCCCAACCCCGGCGCCGACAGAGUACAUCACGCUGUCGUGCCGGGAGAUCUGCGCCCGCAUCGGGUGCAGCACGUCCUACGCCGUCGUGCCGGGGGAGGUGUCGUGCGAUGGUAGCGGGAGCGGGACGGAUGCGGCGACGGCGACGGCCACGGUGACGGAGGUAGUGCCCACGGCGUCAGUGACCGACUCGACGACCUUGGCGGCGUCGGUGACGGAGUCCGGUUCACCCACAGGGUCCGGUACAGGGACCGGCGUUUCAGCCUCAGCUUCCGGAUCUCCGACGCCGAACGCGGCAAGACGGUUGGGUGUGCCGUUCAAGUUUUGGUAGAUAGCCCGGCGCUGUAAGAUGCUCGAGUCCGGCAGGGGAGACUGAGACCAAAUUGACAAAUAAGUCCUCCUUACCGUACAAUCCUGGUAUCCUAUACCCUACGGUCUUUGAAUAAUAUAGCCAUGCCC
Molecule: messenger RNA, 1347 nt
Organism: Colletotrichum destructivum
Lineage: Eukaryota; Fungi; Ascomycota; Sordariomycetes; Glomerellales; Glomerellaceae
Exons: 2
Coding region: 641-1219 (192 amino acids)
Source: RefSeq, a predicted model, not a curated record